This is a messenger RNA of Rhododendron vialii, 1428 nucleotides long. RefSeq names its product short-chain dehydrogenase reductase 2a-like. The record is from RefSeq and is a predicted model, not a curated record. Bases 312 to 1211 code for a protein of 299 amino acids. Lineage: Eukaryota; Viridiplantae; Streptophyta; Magnoliopsida; Ericales; Ericaceae. The transcript has 3 exons.
AUUAUUCACAGAAAGAAGGUGGUGGUGGCGUGUUUUGUUCAUCCUGUUCAUUUCCUCGCUCACACUUGCAUGGAGAUUCGCGUCCAAUUCAAUUUCACAGCCGUUUCCCUCUUCCUCCCAUAAAUCCCCCCCCAGGCCCCCACCCCCUCUUUUUUUUUCUCUCUCUCUCUCUCUCUCUCUUCGCAUCUGAUCUACUAUAUCGACACAGUACUACUUCGAACUUCAUACUGUAGUCGAUCGAUCUGAUUUUAAUCCCAGAUCCGUCGGAGGUCAACGCUUUGUCUCCGAUAUCUCUUCAGGCCAACGACGACAUGCUUAUCAAGUUAUUAAGCAGAGACCUGAAGUUGAUCUCCAAUGGCGUUUUCCAAAAAGGCCUCCGGUGUUUUUCUUCCACCACUAGUAGAAGGCUAGAAGGAAAGGUGGCCCUAAUAACGGGUGGCGCAAGUGGUCUCGGUAAAGCCACGGCCAGCGAGUUCAUCCAGCACGGAGCUCGAGUCAUUAUUGCCGAUAUCGACACUCAACUAGGCCCAAAAGCCGCGAAAGAUCUUGGCCCAGAAGCCCACUUUGUACCAUGUGAUGUGGCAAGUGAGUCUCAACUGGCAGAAGUCGUAGACAACACAAUAGCUCGUCACAGAAGGCUUGACAUAAUGUACAACAAUGCCGGAAUAGUCGGUCCUGUGCUCCCGCCAAGCAUCGCCGACCUGGAUCUCGACGACUUCGACCGUGUCAUGCGGGUCAACAUCCGGGGCACGAUCGCGGGUAUAAAGCAUGCGGCCCGGGUCAUGAUCCCCGCGGGCUCGGGCUCGAUUUUGUGCACUGCAAGCAUUAGUGGGCUGAUGGGUGGGCUUGGCCCACACCCUUAUACCAUAUCGAAGUUCACCAUACCAGGGAUUGUCAAGUCAGUGGCAAGCGAGCUGUGCAGACACGGUGUCCGGAUCAACUGCAUAUCUCCGAGCCCAAUUCCGACCCCGAUGGUAGUGGGCCAGUUUAUGGGCUUGAUUCCGGGCCUUACGGAGGAUCAGGCUGCUGAUCUUAUACGCGGGCUGGGAGCCCUGAAAGGGGCCCAGUGUGAGGAGGUUGAUGUGGCCCGGGCAGCCUUGUAUUUGGCAUCUGAUGAGGCAAAAUACGUGACGGGUCAUAACCUUCUUGUGGAUGGAGGAUUCACUUGCUUUAAAAACCUUGAAUUUCCCACGGUUAAUCAAAGCGUGUAAAAUAUUUGUCGUUUCGCUAUUGGUUUUUAAAAUUCGAUCUCGCCGUUAUCUUGUUGUCUUUUGUAAUGAUUUUCACAAUCCCCUUUUUUAUCGAUUUGCACUCUUCUUUUUUUUCCUUUAUUCAACUGAAGUUAUCAGAUUGCCCCUCAUAUGUAAAAAGUUAAUAUUGUAGAAGGAAGGACAGGUUUGUAAUUUCAUGGAUAAAGGAAAAAAGAAA